AUGAUGACGAGUGAAGAGGGCGGCUUCGCCAAGAUGGGCGUGAAAUCGGACUCCUCCGGAAAGGAUCAAUCAUCAGGGGGCGGUGGAAGUGAUGAUAACAAUAGCAGCACCCUGACGGAGCAAACAAUGAGUGCCGGCAGUGGCAUACAUCAUCCGCCGCCGCUUCCCAACGGGCCUCCGAUCGCAGCAGGCGACAGCGAAACGGGAAGCUUUUAUGACCCAAAAACAACGGAUCUGGGCUCACCGGCAGAGGCAGGCGUCAAUAAUCAUCUGGAGGACCAGGAUGGGCUCGGUCCACUGCCGCAGAAAUGGGAAAAAGCGUACACCGACAGCGGCGAGGUGUACUUUAUCGAUCACAACACCGGCACCUCACACUGGCUCGAUCCUCGGUUGUCGAAGUUUCAGAAGAAAUCGCUAGAGGACUGUCAGGACGACGAGCUGCCGUACGGGUGGGAAAAGAUUUGCGACCCGCACUACGGGACCUACUACAUCGACCACGUGAACCGCAAAACGCAGUACGAAAAUCCGGUCCUGCAGGCGAAAAGAAUGCAGGAACGGGGCUCUGGCACAGGCUCCGGCGGCGGUGGCCCCCUGCUGGACGGUGGCAAUGGGCUACCGAUGGACGGUGGCCAUGGUUUACCGGGCGGUCCUCCCGGUCAGGGGCGGGUGAACUAUUUCACCAAGAACCCGGCGCACUUGCGCGGCGAACGGUUGAUGACGACACUGGUCAAAUCGACCCGCGGCCUCGGCUUCACGAUCGUUGGCGGUGACGAUAGUGUGGAGGAGUUUUUGCAGAUCAAAUCGAUCGUCCCGAAUGGGCCCGCCUGGCUCGACGGGCGGCUCAAGAUGGGGGACGUGCUGGUGUACGUGAAUGAUAUCUGUGUUCUCGGCUUCACGCACCACGAAAUGGUGAACAUCUUCCAGUCGAUCCUGCCCGGCGAAGAGGUGCACCUGGAUGUGUGCCGCGGUUACCAGCUACCGUUCGAUCCGAACGACCCGAACACGGAAGUGGUCACGACGAUCGCCGUCGAUGGGCUGGCAAACGGUGGGGCCGUCACGGACACGGAUUUGAAGUUUCUCGAAAACGGUGGCUUUCUCGAUCCGUCCGCCGGCGGUCACCGGCCCGGCAACGACCCGGAGAUGACGGUUCAGCAUAAGAAUCCGCUCGCGAAAAUCCAUUCUAUGCCCGGCGGCGGUGGUGGCCAUGGCACCGGUGGCGGCGGGCCAACCGUGGUUCCCUCGAACGGGGGCGAUGUGUAUUUUAAUGACACACUGUCCUACCAGCAGCAUUACAAGGGCAAGGCAGCGUUCGAGAUGCCGGAAAUCUUGCACAUCAACAUCGUAAAAAGUGAUAACGGGUUCGGGUUCACCAUCACGGACAGCUCGUACGGGCAGCGGGUCAAGAAGAUACUGGACAGACAGGGCUGCAAAAAUCUGCAGGAAGGCGAUGUGCUGCUGAGCAUCAACUCGAUCUCGGUGAAGGACAUGACGCACAACGAGGUGGUGCAGGUGCUGAAGGAUUGCCCGAAAAACAUCGAAACCACGCUGAAGGUGCAACGUGGUCCGGGCGGUCUGUUGGUGGGCGGCAGCGCGGGGGUGGCGCCGCCAACGUCGGCACCCGCCACCGUCCCGGGCGGGAGCAAGCUGUCGAACAAGCUGAGGAAAAGUAUCGAAAUGGCCAAGUUUGGUGGCGGUGGCCCGGGCGCGGGUUUGAUGAAGAAAGAUGGAAGCGGCGGCGGCGGCGGGAUGGCGGGGAACAGUUUGUUUCGCAGCAAAACCCCGACGGCCGACCUGUACAGUACGCAGACGAAGGAAAUCUUGCCGACGCGACCGAAGACACCGCUGGUUGAUACGCGCGCCCGAGCCAAAACGCCCUCCCUGCCGCUGGCCUCGGGAUCGGAUCUGAACACGGACGAAAUCGAACUCGAUGUUGGUGGUGGCGGCGGUAAGGUUGGUGUGACGCUGACCGACGGUAAAAUGGCGGACCUUACGCAUAAACUAAACGGUGGCAGUUCGCAUGAUAACGACUCGAUCGCCAACGAUAUUGGAAUGUACCACGGCGAGGACCAGAUGUAUCAUAUGAACGCACUUAUGAAACACUCCAAUCUGGCCGACCGGCUCGGGGAGCUGACGAUUAGCAGCUCCAAUGCGAGCGAUACCGCGCUCUAUCACAACCACCAGCCACAGUACCAUCAUCAUCAGCAGCAGCAGGGAGGACCGUAUCACCAUCCGAGCGUCGGCGGCUACAAUCAGCUCUAUUCGCCACCGCUCGUACCACCACCGCCAGUUCCGCCGCUGGGUCAGGCGCCCUACCAUCAUGAGAAUUGCUUCUGCUACGAGUGCCAAGACUAUCAGCGACAGCAACUGCAACAGCAACAACACCAGCAGCAACAGCAACAGCAGCAGCAGCAGCAUCGCCAGCAGCAACACCUUCAACAGCUGCACCAUCAGCAGCAGCAGCAGCAACAAAAUCAUCUGCUGAAUCGGCAGCACCUCCAGUCAGCUGCCAGCGUCGGAAUGCAUCAUCUCAGUGGCCCAUCGCCUCACCAACAGCAGCAGCAGCAUCAGCAGCAGCAGCAACACCGGCAACAACAGCACCAUGUCCCGUACAAUCUGCCGCCUCAAAUGAGCGACAACAUCGGCAAACGGUUGAAUGAGUAUCUGAUGGAUCGGAAACGAUCGCAGCACCAGCAGCAGCAACAGCCCGGUCAGGGCCCACCGGUACCCGUUCCGCAGUACGACAAUUUGUACCAUCCGCAGCAUCAUCUUCCGCAUCAGCCCCAGCACCAUCAUGUUCCGAUGUACGAUCCGCUGCAGCAGCAACCGUCGCCAUCGUCGUCAGCGGCGAUGGUCGGCCACCACCAGCAGCAGCAACAAGCGUACUACGGUGGUGGCAAUCACCAAGCGUUACAAGCGCCCAACGGCAACUGGAUGAUGGGUGGUGGUGGCGGACAGCAACAACAACAACCGCAACAACUUUCGCCAUCGCAGCACCACAUCUACGGCGGGGGGAACUAUCCCGUCGCCCUGUCGGCUCCGUCGGCGAUGGAUGAGUACGCGUUGACGGAGGUAACGUUGGAGCGGCAGGCCCUUGGGUUUGGGUUUCGCAUCGUCGGUGGCACCGAAGAGGGCUCGCAGGUGACGGUCGGACACAUCGUGCCGGGUGGGGCCGCCGACAAGGAUACGCGGAUAGCGACGGGCGAUGAGAUACUCAACAUAAAUGGCGUGAAUGUGGAGAACGCAUCGCACCAUCGUGUCGUGCAGUUGAUGGGUGAAGCCGGCUUGCGCGGCCAGGUGACGAUGAUUCUGCGUCGGCGUCAGCUUUCGAAGCCACCACCGCCACCGCCUAACCCGCGCUACCCGUACACGGUGCUGGUGACACGGAAGGAGAACGAGGGUUUCGGCUUUGUGAUCAUCUCGUCGUCCGGCCAGUUUCUCGGCUCGUCCAUCGGCGAUCUGAUUCCGGGCAGUCCGGCCGAACGGUGCGGUGAGCUGAAGAUCGGUGAUCGUAUCAUUGCGGUGAACUCGAUCGACAUCACGGGCAUGAGCCACAGUGACGUGGUGAACCUGAUCAAGGAGUCGGGUCUGCAGGUGAAGCUCACGAUCGAUAGCCCUCGCGAUGGCAUCAUGCACCCGGCUAUCGGUUCGCUUAUUCAACCGAGCGUUCCAACCGGGACUGGACAAUCACAACACCCCGGUGUUGGUGGUGGGCCGGUGAAUGGGGGAGGUCCGCCCCUUCCUCCGGGUCCGAUGCUUAGCUCGAACACGGAUUUGUACGUAAGUAGCAACAGCACCAGUGGCAGCACCAACGGGCCGACGAUCAACCGAUAUCCGGCGAUCAUCUCCUGA
Anopheles cruzii is the source of this 3849-nucleotide messenger RNA. RefSeq names its product membrane-associated guanylate kinase, WW and PDZ domain-containing protein 1 (gene Magi). Bases 1 to 3849 code for a protein of 1282 amino acids. Gene Ontology annotation, biological process: hippo signaling. Lineage: Eukaryota; Metazoa; Arthropoda; Insecta; Diptera; Culicidae. Gene Ontology annotation, cellular component: cytoplasm. The record is from RefSeq and is a predicted model, not a curated record. Gene Ontology annotation, molecular function: protein binding. The transcript is spliced from 4 exons.